AUUGCGCAGACGAGAAAGCGGUUCCGCUAUGUAGAUAACAAGUCCCAUCAGACUAACAUGAAGUCUGAGAGCUGUUCGGGGGGGCUACAGGUGCCCGUUGGGCCUGGAUAAAUAUAAGCUGUGCAGUUCCUCUGUGCAGACCUCAGGAGGGACAUCCAGCUAAACACCUGAAAAUAUCUGACGAUGGCCUCGCUCAAGAUCGCUCUGCUUCUCGCUGUUUGCCUUGAAGGCUGUGCUCUGGCUUCAGCUUUUAAUGUUGACGCUGUGCAAAGUGUUCCUGACAACCUGAGAGCAACUGGGGACAUCUGCCAGGACUGCACUCAAAUAUUUCAACUCCUUGCUGACAUGAUGUCCAAUGCAGACUUUCAGAAAAAGAUCAUGGAUGGCAUUGAACAUGUGUGUGACCUCCUGCCUGGGCCAGCUACCACUGCCAAACUCUGCAAAGAGGAGGUGGAGAAGAUGCUCCCAGUGGCCAUCAACUUGCUUGUUGGUUUUAUGAAACCAGCAGAGGUCUGCAAAGUGAUCGGUCUCUGUGGCUCCCGUGACGAGCAGGAGAAGAUGCUCAGCGUUUUGGUCAAGGAAGCCCUUCAGGUUGCUGUGACUAAUGAAAAUGGGAAGCCCAAAGCAACAUGCCCCAUCUGCCUUUUGCUCAUCAAGACUUUGGAGGAAAUGCUGCCAAAAGACAGGACUGAGGAUGCUGUGAUCAAGCUGCUGGAUGAGAUCUGUCAUUUAUUGCCCUCCAAGUUCCGACAUCAGUGUGAGGACAUCAUUGGCAAGUUCAGCAAGAGUGUACUGGAUGCAAUUGUGAGCGCCGCCACCCCUCAGGCCAUCUGUGCCCUGCUCCAAAUGUGUAGCGGGCAGGAGGCUCCUCUUGUGGACCCUUGCACUCUGGCAACCUACAGGUGCAGCGACAUGGAGACUGCCAUCAAAUGUGGAACUGUGUUCUACUGUCAGAAAUUUGCCUGGAAGCGUUACAACGUUCUUUAAAUAGUUGAAGAUUCGACUCUAUGUUCACAUGGACGACCAAGAUCUUUCUCAAGCAGGCUGCAAAUAUUUCUCUUACUGCUUGGCCCCUGUGCCAUUCUCUAUGAUAAAAAAAAAAUGUCCAGACACUGAUCGAUAGCUUACUGCAUUGCCUGCACUGUGAAGAAAACCAGGACCUAGCUUGACAAAAUAUCAUAAACAAAAAGGUGACCAGAAUGGAAACAGGAUUAAAGUACUCUCAGACAGAUACAAAGCUCAACUCGAGGAACAGAAAGUUGUACAUUUAUUAAAAAAAAUAAUUAAAGGUUUUCACAAAUAUUCAGUUUACUUGACAAGAUGUUUGUACUAAUCUUUGUUCUGUACAGUUUCAUUGCUUCGUCUGAUGCUUAGUUUGUUUACGUAAUCCUUCAUACAGUCAGAUGAUCCCAGGAGAAUUAUCUGAAUAAAUGUUUAGUAAAAAUCACUUGAUUCUUCUUCUCUUCUGCCAAUAAAACAGCUUUAUGUGUUGUGAA
Molecule: messenger RNA, 1496 nt
Organism: Eleginops maclovinus (Patagonian blennie)
Lineage: Eukaryota; Metazoa; Chordata; Actinopteri; Perciformes; Eleginopidae
Gene: sftpba
Product: prosaposin
Exons: 10
Coding region: 184-987 (267 amino acids)
Biological process (GO): sphingolipid metabolic process
Cellular component (GO): lysosome
Source: RefSeq, a predicted model, not a curated record